CUUGUGUAGGCACUCUUAAACCGGAGCAUUUACGCACGGCAGUCAGUCGUUAACGGACAACCUGAUGUCGGUGCUCCUCUGUCUACUCGCUGCCUAAUCUCCACUUUAAAGAGCAGCGAUAAAGGGACAAGUGGGCAUAUCCAGAGAGAGGAGAAGACAGCGGGGGAGACGAGAGUAAGAGAAAGAGAAGAAUGAUGAAAGGGGGGAGGAGAGCGGAUCAUUCCGCCUGGCCGCCCCUGCUGCUCUAGUGGAGGGUAGAGAGAGAGAGAGAGAGCGAGGGGAGAUGGCACAACGCCUCAGCAUCCAAAACACACGGGAGUGGUGCGCCACCGAGACCGGAGCCCCGGACCCACCCGAAGAAGCAUCACAUCCACCGCUCUCCCGUCACGCCUCCUCCCCGCACGGUAGCGCCUCAGCCUCGUUGAGAGACAUUAAUCAUCACUCGCUCCAUAACUACGUGUGAUUCCUCCGUGAGGAUUGUAAGCAGAGUACGUCGACUGCGUUCCCUCAAUGAAGACCCUUGUUCCCCGACAUCCGGUGCAGCUCCCUUCUUCAUCUGCCAUGGUGACAUGACGUACCCUUGAGUGGCUUUGCUCCUUUCUCACACUCAUACACACAGACAAUCUCUUGGGUUCGUCAAACCCCCAAACUCGACACUCUCUAGCCUCCAGCAAACUAAAAAAGACAUCUCCUCCUCCUACGCACAACACCUCCCCAGUUUGCGAUGACGGUGGCUGUGCGAUUCCGUCGCCACUUACGUAGGCUCCUACUCCUGCUGGCUUCAUGCUGUCUCCUCUCCCUCGUUCUCUCUGCUUACUUUCUUUUUACGAACUCCUCCCCUUCCAUGCAGCUUGGACAAUCUCCUGAACCUGCCUGCUCCCAGCCGCUAUCCAUGUCUCCUUACCGCCAACUCCCAUACCCGUACCCACCUAAUCCCCCUCACACACAUGUUCACACUGACCCAGUAGUUCUGGUGCUGGUGGAGUCUCAAUACUCCCAGCUGGGUCAGGACAUUGUCGCUAUAUUGGAGUCAGCACACUUCCAGUUUCGCAUGGAGAUUGCCUCCGGGAAAGGCGACCUUCCUCCGCUGACAGAAAAGGGCCGUGGACGAUACUCGCUAAUCAUUUAUGAGAAUCUGUUAAAGUAUGCACAUGCAGACACAUGGAACAGACAGCUGUUGCAUCAAUACUGUACUGAGUACAGAGUGGGCAUCAUAGGUUUCUACCGCUCUACUGAGAACUCCCCCCCUCUUCUCAAGCUCCGAGGCCUCCCGCUGGUGUUAAGGACCAACCAGGCGCUUUGGGACUGCUGUGUGGUGUCUAGCUCUCCCCUCCUCCACCUGACCAAGCCCAGCACAGAUCGAGGGGCCCUACCUGGGGAGGACUGGACCUCUUUCUCCUCCAAUCACUCCACAUACCAGGCUGUGCUGCAUGCACGGGCCAAGGAGGGGGCAGGGGCAGGUAGUGGUGAUAAUCCAGGGCCUGGCUUCAGUUCAGGCCUCCAAGCCACUGUGGUACAGGACAUGGGACUGUAUGAUGGGGUGAGGAGGGUACUGUUUGGCCAGGGACUGGGCUACUGGCUCCACAGACUCAUCCUGGUGGAUGCCAUCUCCUACCUCACAGACAGGAAGCUUACUUUGGGUCUGGACCGGCACAUACUGGUGGAUAUUGAUGACAUCUUUGUCGGGAAGGAAGGGACACGCAUGAACGCCAAGGAUGUGAAGGCUCUUCUUGAUGUUCAGAAACAGCUGCGUUCUCAGAUCUCCAACUUUACCUUCAAUCUUGGCUUCUCUGGGAAGUUCUACCACACAGGGACAGCGGAGGAGGAUGAGGGGGACGAUUUGCUGUUGAAGUAUGUGGAUGAGUUCUGGUGGUUCCCCCACAUGUGGAGCCACAUGCAGCCUCACCUCUUCCACAAUGAGUCCUCACUGCUGGAGCAGAUGGUCCUCAACAAGGAGUUCGCUCUGGAGCACAACAUCCCAGUGGACAUGGGCUACGCCGUGGCCCCUCACCACUCAGGUGUCUACCCGGUGCACCUGCAGCUGUAUGAGGCUUGGAGACGCGUGUGGAACAUCCGGGUCACCAGCACCGAAGAAUACCCCCACCUCAAGCCUGCACGCUAUCGCAAGGGCUUCAUCCACAGCAACAUCAUGGUGCUGCCUCGACAGACGUGUGGCUUGUUUACUCACACCAUCUACUAUAAGGAAUACCCUGGCGGACCUAAAGAACUGGACAAAAGCAUCCGUGGGGGAGAGCUGUUUCUCACAGUGCUACUCAACCCAAUCAGUAUAUUCAUGACCCACCUUUCUAACUAUGGCAAUGAUCGACUGGGUCUUUACACGUUCGUCCACCUGGCCUCCUUUCUUCGAUCGUGGACAAACCUGAAACUCCACACACUCCCACCCCUGCAACUCGCCCACAAAUACUUCCAGCUUUUCCCCGAACAAAGGAACCCUCUCUGGCAGAAUCCAUGUGAUGACAAACGACACAAAGACAUCUGGUCUAAAGAGAAAACCUGUGACAGGUUACCCAAGUUCAUGGUCAUAGGACCACAGAAAACAGGAACGACAGCACUUUAUCUCUUCCUACUCAUGCAUCCCUCCAUCUCCAGCAACUUCCCCAGUCCAAAGACUUAUGAGGAGGUCCAGUUCUUCAACACCAACAACUACCACAAAGGAAUUGACUGGUACAUGGAGUUUUUCCCUGUGCCCUCUAAUGUUAGCACGGACUUCCUGUUUGAGAAGAGCGCCAACUAUUUCCCCUCAGAGGAGUCCCCAAAGCGAGCUGCGGCCCUGCUGCCCAAGGCCAAGAUCAUCACCCUGCUCAUCAACCCCUCUGACAGGGCCUACAGCUGGUAUCAGCAUCAAAGAGCUCAUGAGGACCAUGCUGCCCUGCGGUUUACCUUCUAUGAUGUCAUCAGUGCAAGACCGGGAGCACCAGCCGAGCUGCGCUCCCUACAGAGCCGCUGUCUCAUCCCCGGUCUUUACUCCACACAUCUAGAGAGGUGGCUCACGUACUACCCUGCUAACCAGGUGUUGAUCAUAGAUGGCCAUCAGCUGAGAACUGACCCUGCAGCAGUAAUGGAUGAAGUGCAGAAGUUCCUAGGAGUCACUCCUCAUUUCAACUACUCCCAGGCCCUUACGUUUGACCCUCAGAAGGGUUUUUGGUGCCAACUCCUUGAGGGAGGAAAGACUAAAUGUUUGGGAAAGAGCAAAGGGAGGAAGUACCCUCCUAUGGAGCCGGAGGCACGUGCAUAUCUCUCCAGGUACUACAGGGAACACAACGUGGAGCUGUCAAAGCUGCUACAUCGCCUCGGACAGCCCCUUCCCUCCUGGCUAAGAGAGGAGCUGCAGAAGGUCAGCAGCAUUAAACUCUAUGACACACAUAUCACGACAAUGUAAAGGAAAGUUAAAAUGUCUAAACAAAUUUUUAUCAGUGUAUUGGUUUGGGCUAAAUAGUGAAAAAAAAAACGUUAUUAAAACCCCUGAAAGCAGCACUUUAUAUCAUUAAAUUAAAAUUUAUAAAUAAGCAACAAUUAACGUUAAACAGUGGAAAAAAAACUCUUUCUUAUUAUUUAUUAGGACUUUGAAAUCUGCUACAUCAGCACUGUGUGGGUGUGGUUUGGUCAGAUUUGAGCAGCAAUGCUGGCAACAUAAGCAAAUAACCCAUCAAGUCAUUAAAUUUUGAUGCAAAUGUUGCUGGACUCAGUUUGGUGCAGAGAAAUACAUGACAUCACCUUUUCAGCUGUGCCCCACAAACAAGCCGGUGAGAAAAGCAAGAACUAAAACCGCAAAAUGGAAAUUUCUCAUGUGAAACAACCAAAAGCUGCUCCAGCUCAGGUAGGAUCCAGCGUAAGCACUCAAUUGAGAAUGAAAAUGUUAGGAUAGAGUAAGAAUGGAUGAUGCAACACACAAAUGAAACACAAAUAUAUUCCUGGCUUACAGAGGAAUUUUCUGAGCUUGAUUACCUCGUAAUCCUGUCAAGCUAUUCAAAGCAUUCACUUAAAUGAGGCUUCGUAGUGUAAGUGCUUUUUGUGACAUCAGUCUCACCUUGAUCUCUGCAGAGCUCUUUUUGAUUCUGUCGUGCUCAACAUCUUCUUUUAGUCUGCAGAUUUGUCUGUGCUGCUGUUUUAUCGCUGUUGAUGAAUCACAGGGAGUCCGCCUAAGUUUUCCAGUCCAUUCACAGCAUUCACAUCACGUUCUUGUUCUUAUUUUCACGGUUGGUAUUUGAAUCUAAGUAAACAAAGUGUAAUUAAAUUACUUUUUCCCUCUCUCUUUCCCUCUUCCCUGUGAUUCCCUCUCAAUCCCCUCUCUCUCUCCACCUCUUUCUUAAGGUUAGAUAACCUUUGCAUCCAUGAGCCAGGGUUAAAGGUCAAGGGGUCAAAGACCAGGAAGCGACCAGGAGCACCUGGCCUUCAGAUGCACUGUCUGUGGCCUUUUAGUGAACCCUGAGGUGAAGGCAAGGACAGGGUGCCUUGUUUCUCCUAGGGACUGUGACACUGCUGAAGGCAGCAGAAGUCAAGGAAGCGCAAAGAAACUCUGUGGGCUGAAACUGAACUCUUGAAAGGAUGGAUGGGUGGAUGAGUGGAUGGAUGGACGAAUGGGUGAAUGAAUGGAUGGAGUGACAGUUUCAGAUGAUUGAGACAGCUCUGAAGAAAGUGGGACUUGAAGGAAGGACCACGUUAUGAUGAUGAAGAGAACUAUAGGAGACAAGGAGCAUUUGGCAACUCUUUGGUGCCCGAACCCUGUCCUGAACUGUGGCGAACUCUCGUGCAGACCUGCAGCGACUUUUGAUGGUUAUUUCUUUUUGUUUUACUUCCACCUUUAAUUUAUGAUGCCAGAACAGCGCUGGUCAGCUGUGCGUGGUUCCCAUAGAGAUGAGUUUGCACUAAGUUCUGUUCCAUGUAUCUCCAAGACAAAAAAAUGCACCCUAUGUGGUUUGGUUUUACUUUUUAUAGUUUUUUUUUUUGUCCCAGUGAGAGAGAAUAAGCAGGGAGGAUAAGUGCAUAGACUCAGGGUGAGUGACAGGAUGUUACUUCCCAUGGUAGGCUCUCAUUGCUUUGCGAGUUAAUUUUUUAAAGUGAAGCUAGUUUUUGGUAGAUCUGGUAGCCUUGUUCACCCUUAGAGAUGUCACUUGAGGCUUUCACUGG
Messenger RNA from Toxotes jaculatrix (banded archerfish), 5148 nucleotides. It is a transcript of the gene ndst3, whose product is annotated as N-deacetylase/N-sulfotransferase (heparan glucosaminyl) 3. The record is from RefSeq and is a predicted model, not a curated record. The transcript has 14 exons. Gene Ontology annotation, cellular component: Golgi apparatus. Lineage: Eukaryota; Metazoa; Chordata; Actinopteri; Toxotidae. Gene Ontology annotation, molecular function: heparan sulfate N-sulfotransferase activity; deacetylase activity. The coding region runs from base 725 to 3400 and encodes 891 amino acids.